AUGACUAUUUUCACCGCAACCAGAAUUAAGCAAAACAGGCACAAACUAAAUCUUCCAUUAACUACUGAAAUCGGCGUUGAAAUCUUUUGGGGUGAAAAAAAGAGAAUCCAAUGGCUCAGUUCUUCCCAGAGCUUUAAGCCCAGCGAGUCCACCCUCCGCCCCGUCCGCCGAAGAGCUGAACUAACGGUUUCCGCGCGGCCGGGCGCGGGGGCUCGCGGGCUGUCCCCGCGCCCCGAAAACAAAAGGGAUUCCCAGCCAUUGUCCUCCGCGGCGCUGAGCAUCACCAGCACUAGCAAGGCAGUAGCUUGCGCAGUUAUCUCCACAGCGGGCAAUGUCACAACCCGACCAACAGCACAAACUACUACCUCAGCCAGGGCCAUGGUGUCGGGAGCCUCCGGACCGCGCGGAGGGCAGCGGGCGGCACGCGCCCCUCCGUCCUUCCUCGGCCACCCCUUCUCCUUGCGCUCUUCGCGCCGCGCCCGAGACCCCGCCCAGCUCCACCGCUGCGAUCUCCCGGCCAGUGGCAGCAGUCACCGCGGGCGUCCUCGCCCACCACGGCUCCAGAGAGGCGGCGGGCUCCGCCGAGGAAAGCCGCGCCCUCAUCUGGCGCCACCAGAAAGCAGGAAACAGGCGGCAAAAGCGUGGCGAGACGCCAGGGAAUCGACGAUCCCCGAGAAGCCGCGGGCAGCGCUCCUAGGUUCUGCGCGCAGCCCGCGGGGACCCCGCGCCCCUCCCGCCCGCCGCGACCUCGGGCGGCUCCGCACCCGCCCGGCCGCCGCCCGCUCUCCGCGAACGCCCGGGCACGUCCCACAGAGGCGGCCGCCGGCUUCAGCGCGGCGGCUCUGGCCGCGGCAUAGUCCGGAAGUCCCCAGGCCACCGGUUCCCCAGCACCCUUCGGGGGAAUCCCGCGCGGCUCCGCAAGAGGCGAAAACAGCGCCCAGAAACCCCGUCAAACUGAAACUGGGAUGUGAGGUGGGCUGGGUUCCGGCGCUCGGCUCGGGCAGACACAGGACCCGUCUCGCGCUCCACUGCUCCAGUGCUCCAGACGAACCAUAGAGAUCACUUAAGGAGGCUGGCGCGCUACUCCCAUCACGUGACCGCCCGCCCGGCAGCCCCCCGCGCCGCCAUCUUACAUCCGGGAGAGAGGCGGUGUCUCCGCCGCUCCCCUCGGCAAGAUCCAACGUGCCUCUAGGAAUCAGCCCCCAAAGGAGGCCCUAGACUUCACGUCACCGCAGUGCUGAGGCCGCGGAGCUGGCCCCCAGUUCUCCCAGUGGGGCCCAGGGAUCCCCUAUAUUGCCCUGGUCUCUGCCCGCAGAGAAGAUGGCGGCGCGUACCGUCGCCGAAGUGGACACGUUGUACUUUGGCCUCGUUUAAAGUUUCCGGCGCCUCUUCUCCUAUCCGGCAAGGACACAGCCCUGUUGUGCUCCACCCCUGCGGCGUGGCCACAGUGCUACUUUCCGCGGAAAAUAGGCGGGAAAUCCGCUCAACAACUCGCCUUAAUGCGCAGGCUUUAGGACUAGCGGGUUUGGGACCUCCCCCCUCUUCUAGGCCAAGUUUGGGAGAAGGCCGACUGCCCUGGAACGUUUUUUUGCUCUUGGCCCAAACAACUUUUCCCUUUGCUUCCCAUUUAGAGUGUUUGUUGUUUUGUUUUGUUUUUUUAAAGAAAAAAGUUACUAGGGGUUGCCAGAUAAAAUAUAGGAUGCUCAGUUAAAUUGGAAUUUCAGAUACUUUUUAAAAGCGUAUGUAUGUCCCACGAGCUCAAAAAAAGUGAUCUAAAAUUCAAAUUUAUCAGGACAUCAUCUAUAUUUACUAAAUCUGGCAAUCCUGUUAGUCGUGAAGCUCCUGAAAAUCCAGACUACAUAUAGCAAAAAUAAGAAUGGUGGGAAAUGAAAAGCAUCUUCAGCUAUAAUUUGGGACUUUGCCUACACUUUGAUUCUCUCACGGCACCUAGAAGGCUACGAACCCGAGCGGCAUUUAUCAACAAUACGUGAAGAACAUUUAUGCAUGACUUGUUUUUUUGGGGAAAAAACUUCCCUCAAACCAGCACGGUGUGAUUUUGAACAGCAUCUAAGGCUGAGUCUCACCGCAAAUUUAAUGUUUCUAACCUAUAUGGGAUCGAACUCGGGUCCUUCUGCUUGCAAGGCAGGCGGUGGAAACCACUGAGCUAAAUCCCCAGCCCCUGAACCACUUCUGAAGCAAGACAUGGUGAUCAACAAGACUUUAGAUGAUCAAGAUUCUCCAUUUUGAACUUUGGAUGCUGGUGGAUGCAUGAAAUCCUUAAAGGGAACCAGUGCCUCUUUAAGUGCAGAGCAGACUUCCGAAGAUGAGCAGGUGAUGCAUUCUACUAAAGUUGGGUAUAAGGCAAUUACUUGGGCCCAAGUAUUCCCAUCAACUGUAAUGUAAGAAGUAC
Molecule: messenger RNA, 2410 nt
Organism: Heterocephalus glaber (naked mole-rat)
Lineage: Eukaryota; Metazoa; Chordata; Mammalia; Rodentia; Bathyergidae
Source: RefSeq, a predicted model, not a curated record